AUGACAAACAAUGAUAAUAAAAAUAUCAACGAAGAAGUGAUUGAAAAUAACAAUAACAGCAUUAAUGAAGAAGAUGAUGGUGACGAGAAAGAUAAAAAGAAAAUCACAAUGAUAAAUUCUUUACUACCAUCAUCUUCAGGCACAUCGGUUAAAUCAUCAAAAAAAAAUAAUUCGCUUAAUUACCCGACUCCGGUCACUAACAGUAAUAGUAACAUUAGAACAAUUAAUGGUGGGAUAGAACAGGUUCGCGGUGAAAACAACAAACUUUUUGACGAGAAUGAAAAACUUUCUGAGGAAAAUAACAAGUUUGCCAAUGACGUGGAGCAAUUAAGAGCAGAAAGAAAUAAAUUGGACAAUGAUAAAUGUUCAUUAUUAGUUGAUAUUUGUCAAAUGGAGCACAGAUUAGCAUGCGAAGAGUUACGUGUUAACGAAUUGGAAGAGGAGUUGACAGAUGUGAGAAGACAAUAUAGCUUGUUGAAUGUCGAACAUGAAGAACUGGAUCGUGAUCGUACUCAAUAUCGAGAACAAUGUAAUUUAUUGAACAUUGAACGCGAAGAGUUGGAUCGUGACCGUGCUCGUUAUCGCGGCGAAUUAGAAUUGGCGAAUGUUAAAGUAGCGGAACAAGAAGAGCUUAUAUCAAAGCAAAAAUACAUCGUUGAGGGAUUAACGACGAGCUUAGAAGAUAAAGAAGAAACCAACAAGAAGCUUCAAAAGAUCAUUGAUGAAAAGGAUGAAGCGAUGAUGAGAAUGGCGGAGGGAAAUGCGGCAGUUAAUGACGACAAGAAAGGAGAAGGAGAAGAGAAGGUGGUGAUGACUAAUGAUGGUGAUAAAGAUGAUGACAAAAAUGGUAAUAAUGAAAAGAAAGAUAACGAUAAAAAAGCAAAUAGUAAAAAUGAGAAUAAUAAUAAAAAGAAUACGGAGGAAAAGAAAAAGAAGGAUGUUAAGAAAGAUGUUGUAAAGAAGAAUGAGAAGAAAAAUGACAAGAGGAAUGAAAAGAAGAAUGAAAAGAAAGAAGAAAAGAAGAAAUUGGAUGAUAAAAAGGAAGCUGAUAAGAAAGGAGACAAGAAAGGAGAAGAUUGUGGGAAUGCAAGAGGAGGAAAAGGUGGAUGGAAGAUGAUUUCAACCAAAUCAGGAAAUGUAAAGGCACAAUUUCUAUUUAUCCCAUUUCUAUUAUAUCAUCAUCACGGACCUGAUAGUAUAAUUAAAUCUUUAGAAAAUCAAGCUGAUCUUUUCUUUAAUAAUAACAACGAAGGAGAUAACGAUAGUAUUAAUACAUUAGACUUAACUAAAGAAGUAAAAAUAGAACAAGAUAAUCAAGUAACGUGUGGCCCUGCAAGAAUCCGUAAACUUCAAAUUCUUUCACAUCAUUAUAAAAUUGCCUCAAAAUUAGAGAUUUAUGUUGGCACAGUACAAAGACGUAAAGAAGUAGUGGGGGGUAUGACAAAUAAUAUCAAUAACAAUGAUAAUCCUGCUGAUGUAAAACGUACAAUAUCGUGGGAUAAAAUGCCAAAAAUAAUAGAAAAUGAUGGAAUGUGCUCGGACGAUGAGAGUGGCGAGGAUGUACAAGAUGAUGACUUUGUCAUCGCCACCGCCACCAAUCACAACGAUACUAAUUACGAUCUAAUUAAAAUGAAUGGUGAACCGUAUAUUCAUUUCAAGAGAUUAGGUUAUUGUGCAUUAGACAGUAACGAGAGAGCAAAUUACAAAGCCAGAGAAUUUAAAUCGGUUAGACUUGACGUUGAUGGUGAAUAUAUUAGAUUGGUGGCUCGUAAAUGCUAUACAAAUCAUUUGAAUCAAUAUAAUCAAGUUGGUAUUGUCGGUAUAACGGUUAUGGGUGAACCAGCUAAUUACUUGCUUGUAGGCGAAAGUACAAAAAUCCCAAUAGAGAAUGCUGAUGAUGGAUUAUCAAGAGUUGCAUCACCUGAAGUUUGUAUUGUACCGAUUAUUCAAGAACGCUGUCAUCAACCACACGAUCAAAGAAAUUUUGGUUCAUUAUAUUCUCUGUUACAAGGUAAUAAUAACGACAUUCGUGAAUCUUUAAAUCCAUCAACUUCAAAACAACCAGAAAUUUCCACCGUAAAAAGAAAGUUAAAAGACUAUCUUACGGCAAACGACUUUCUACAAAAUCAAAACGAGACAGCACGACUAUUAUUGGCAUUUGAUAAUGCAAAAAAAAAUGCCGUGAAAGUGGAAGAUUUCCCUUUGGCAAAAGUGUUAAAGUAUUCGGUUGAGCUGAUGAAACGCGGCGUCGAGGAAGUUGCUAAACUUGAUGUUUUAAAACAUGAGGCGGUUGUAGUGGAAGAUUUUGAUAAUGCUGACAAGUAUAAACGAGAGAUUGAAGCUGUUAGAGACGAGAUACGCACCGCGUUAUCAGAUGAAGGAUUAGAUAUAGACGAUCAAGAUGAGGUUAUGGUUUAUGAUCCUCAACUUGAUCCCCAAUUACAAGAUAUAAUAG
Entrophospora sp. SA101 is the source of this 2455-nucleotide messenger RNA. The record is from the annotation of a GenBank genome assembly. Lineage: Eukaryota; Fungi; Glomeromycota; Glomeromycetes; Entrophosporales; Entrophosporaceae.